ACUUGGUGACGGGUGGACGUGCUUGCCUCGCUCUCUCGGUUCCCGGGACUUGACUGAUCCCAGCGUGUACCGUGUGAUCGACUUGGUAAAUGGAUGACAACUUUGUGAAUUACGGAGGAAAUUGAGGGAUAUAUCGAGUGUAUUCUCUGUAAGAGUAAAGUGUGAGACCGAGACCUGGUUGAGGAGUUUUAUUUAGUUAAUGGAAAAGGUAACAGCAGCACUUUGAAAAAAGUUAUCACGGGCUAAAACAGGAUCUCUGGAAACUUUAUUGAGUGUGUGGUGUUUGAUCAUGGAUAUAUGGCUCUUACUGCGGAACUGUAACUAGUGAAGAUCUUCUCUUCAAUGAAAGAGGUGUUGAGCAGGAUGGGUGUAGCCAGGGUGGCGGGGUCCCGGGCCUGCUGCCGGCGGCCUGCCAACCUGCUACUGCUGUUGCCGCUCCUCCUGCUGGUCAUCUCCACCGUCAGAACCCGUGCAGGUACGUUGUCGAGACGUCAGGUGGAGCCACUAUCACCAUCUUCUCUAGGAAUGGGUCUCGCCUCCACUGCUGAACACCUAGGUCAGCCGUACAGGACGGCGUACGCGUGUGAGGGGACGACGCUGAGCAUCGACUGCACCCCCGGCAACGUGAUCAACGUGAUCAGGGCCAACUAUGGCCGCUUCUCCAUCACCAUCUGUAACGCCCACGGCAACACAGAGUGGUCUGUCAACUGCCAGAGUCCCAGGACCCACCGAGUCUUGGCUGAGAGCUGCUCUGGAAAGCCCUCAUGUACCAUCGAGGCCAACACUGCCCGGUUUGGCGACGGCUGCCAUGGUACCCACAAGUACCUGGAGGCCCACUACCAGUGCAAGACAGCCACGUCGACGACCACCACCACAUCCAGGCCACGACCUCCCUGGUUCGUCGCCACCCGCCCGGCCAUACGGAUCCUGCCCACCCUCAAUACCAAUUACACCACUACCACCACCACUCCUCCACCCACAACAACCACUACUACCAGCACCACUACCACCACUACUACCACCACUACAACAACAUUGCCACCUGCCACAGUACCACACAUAGUGGAGGAAGGAGACGGACCAGAAAUUGAGGUUCUGACUACACUCUCUGGGGUUGAGGCCCCCACCCCGUCCCCCGCCUCGUCCACUACUCCCACCGCCUCCACCUCCACCGCGAGUGCCAGCACCUCUCCCGCCACUACUCCGCCCAGCAGUACUCAGGCCCCGCCCGUCCCUCCCCCACACUUCGACGGCGACUACGAUUCUCCCUGGUGUUCCCCAUCGUUUGGUCGCGGAUUGUACUGGAACUGGACGCGAGGUGGUGAAGUGGCAGUGCAGCCUUGCCCUGGUGGUGCCUCAGGAUUUGCCCGGCGGCCCUGCCGCUCUGCUGACUGGGCGGGACCGGCUGACCUAAGUGAAUGUCGCAGUGUUUGGCUGGCCACUCUUAAGACUCGUGCCAACGCUGAUGACUCAUUGUUGGGCGUGGCCGCUGAUCUGGCCACAGUGACGGCCAGUAAGGCACUCUAUGGUGGUGACCUCACCACCACAGCCAGACUUCUCUCCACUUUGGCCACUCGCAUGGCGGAACAGGUACGCGAGUUCCCAGACCCACGACAGCGGCAAGCCCUUGUCACGGAAAUGCUGCAAGCUGCACUCGCUACGGGAUCUGCAUUACUGGCAGCAGGUAUGGCAGGACCCUGGGGAGACCUGGCCGUCCGAGAGAGGCGCCACGCAGUCACCCUGCUCAUGGUGGCUCUGGAAGAAGCCUCAUUCCUCCUGGCAGAUGCAUUGCCCUCAGGCACCCAGGCGGCACACUACAGACCACAUGUUCUAGUAUCAGUAAGAUCUGCUACAGCGGACGGCUCUUCAGUCGAGUUCCCAUCUGCUGAAGACCAAGCCCUAAACUGGGUGUACGCUGACACCGUCAAACUGCCCCCUGAAGCUAUCCUUGAAAACAGUGAUGGUGGGUCCACAAGGGUUGUGUUUCUCACUUAUCGUCACCUGGAGGACCUUCUGACACCCGGGCCAGAACCGCUUGGCCACAGCCCUGCUAACAUCACACGUUUAGUCAACUCACGAGUAGUUUCGGCAUCUCUAGGUCGUGGGCGACACAUUCAGUUGCCGGAGCCUGUCACUCUCACCUUUGCACUUCUAAAACAAGAAAAUGUAACACGCCCAGUGUGUGCCUUCUGGGACUACACUACCUCUGCCUGGAGUGAUGAAGGUUGUCGUGUGUUGCGGUACAACCGUUCCCAUGUGACAUGUCAGUGUGACCACUUGACGAACUUUGCAGUGCUUAUGGAAGAAGCAGCGGGCGGUGUAGGUGAGGAUCCUCAGGCGGCGCUACGCAUCCUGGCCUACGUGGGUUGUGUCGUGAGCCUAGUGUGUGUCGCUGGAUCACUCUUCGUGUUCUCUGUGUUCCGCGGACUUGCUUCCCCGCGCACAGCUGUUCACCGCCAUGUGUGUGUAUGUCUGACGGCAGCCGAGCUGGUCUUCAUAAUAGGUGUUUGGCGCACUGAUGCUCCCGUCCUAUGUGGCGUCGUGGCUGGUAUCCUCCACUACACAGUCCUCUCAGCUUUUGCUUGGAUGUUCAUGGAAGGUGUACAUGUGUAUCUGAGCGUGGCACGGGCUGUGGAGUGCGACUCUCUGCGGCUGCGCUGGUGGCACUACACCCUCGCCUACGGCCUUCCCCUCCUGGUGGUAGCCGCUGCCGCCGUCAUCGACCCCUUCAGCUACGGCACCGCACAGUACUGCUGGCUUCGUACAGACAACUACUUUGUUUUUUCACUGGUGGGUCCAGCAUUGUUGCUGCUGGCCGCUCACGUGGCGCUGCUAGCAGCAGCUCUUAUCUACACCUGCAGACUCUCUCCUGACGACGCUCUUAAGACCAAGGAGAUGGCCCGCCUCGACUCCACAAGCGGCGUGUACACCAACGCUCUACAACACCGGCUCUACUCCCGCCUGGCAUGGCUUCGAAGUGCUAUCACUCUGUUGCUGCUAAUGGUUCUGACUUGGACGCUUGGCCUCCUGUUCCUCCACCAACCAUCUCUUCCCAUAGCUGCUGCCUUCUGUGUGCUCAACGCUCUACAUGGCAUCUUUAUCUUCAUUUAUUACUGCGUCAGAAACCAGAAGGUGCGGGAAUGGUGUCGGUCUGCAGCGGAACGCGAAGCUUGGCUCCCGCAAGUGGUGCGGGGAGUCUUUUCCGCCGAGAAGCAGACCUACAGCCCCAAUAACAACAACACCAACCCCCACCCCGCCAUCUCUCACGCCCUCAAUCACGCCCUCGCCUCGCCCGCCCUCAACCAAUAUCUUCCAACGCUGUGUCAACUCGGAGGAGUGAAGGCGUCAGGGGACACCACACACCCCCCUGUGGGCCCCCUUCUGUCCGGGGCCACGUCCACGAUGGGGUCUGGGGGCUCUCUACGCCAGGGGGUCACGGGCCACCUACCCCUCGGCACUCUUCAUCAGUCACUGCCUCGCCACCACACAGUCACCCUCCCGCGCACCACCACCACCACCACAGCCACCACCACCAACCUUCAUCACGCCACCCUUAAUCAUGUGGAUGAAGAUGCCUCAUACAAAUCCUUCUCUCGCGAUUCUGGUCACGGUGGAUCUGAGCAAGAAGAUUCUCCUCGUGCUGGAUGGAACAACCACCACCACCGUUAUUCCAACUCCUUGACAGCAGACCUCAAGAAUGCUUAUCUUGCUAAACUUAAUAGUAUCAAUGCCGCAGGUGGACUAGAUGGUGGGCUCACAUUCCCCAACAUGGAGAGUGGAAACAAGCUUAUCACUGUACCCAACAGCUAUACAACGCAGCUCUCUCCAGCUUCUGUUCCUCCUGCUGUUGCUGCAAUGCUUCGAGGAAAUGCCAACACUGCACGUUCUCAUUCUCCAUGGAAUCAUACAUACAUGGAGAUUGAGACUGAAGCUGACCCUGUGUAUGAGGAGAUUGAACGUGAACGUUGGGUAGGUCGGUCUGGAGGUGUAGUUGGGACUCCAGCAGGUCAAGAGACUAUGCAAGUAUCUGACCUCUCAGAUGAGGAUGUGAAGCGUGGCACUCCUAGUGAUAUGAGCCGACAAUCCUCACGUAGCUAUGGUGAUGCUCGACCCUUGCUGCCAUAUCAUCAUGCACAAGGUCAUCAUUUUGCCAGGAGUCCACAAGACCAGCAGUUUGCCCUUAGUGAAGAAAGAUUACGGGAUUUCAAUGCUGCACAGAUGAGCCGAGACUUGGAGCAGCUGCAGCAAGCGCAGCAGCAAUUCUCACGAGAGAAUUUGAUGACAGUGGCAGUUUUGAAUGGUGAGCAAGUUGUGUGCCGUCUGACUUCACCUUCAAAUCCACAGGCUCCUCAGAGUCUGCCAGUAAUACAUGAAGGAAGUGGACGUGGUCUUGUUGUGUCCCAGGCAGCCCCUGCCACCAAUGGCUAUCCUGCACAUCUUGUUGUGUCUCGCCCCAGUCAGUACAGACCCCAGCAGUUUAGUGAGUGUUAGUGAGUUGAAAUAAACAAUUUUGACUAUCCUUAUAAUGGAUAUUAAUGCCAGACUGCAGACUUAGCAAGUGUCUUUUAGACUUGUAUUUCCACUUGUUCUUACCAGCUGGUGACUUCUUGAACCAUGUCACCUUUUGUGUGGCUGAUAUCUACAGCUGGUGUAAUCCUUGGUGGUGCAAGGCAUUUUUAUCAUAUAAUUGCAUCUUAUGUUCAAAACUUCAGUGAAUCUUAAUUGCCAUUAUAAGUGAAGCUUGAGUGUAAUAAAAGCAGGAAAAAGACUGCUACCAAAGCAUUAUCCCACAGUUGUGUUAGUGGCAAGAAUGGACGUCACUACUAGCAACUAUGAUAACUAGUCGAUGUACGUUUUAUUUAUUGGUCUCAUUUGUUUAUGUGCCACAGAACUGUUGUAGCUCUGUGAAAUUGGUGUUGAAGCCUUUGUGAUUUAUGUAUGUAAGAAGUGUUCUCUUUUUGUUGAGUGUGGUACAUUCCAGAGUUGAGUGUUUAGUUAUUCAUUAUUUGGUUAAGCCUCAGUGCCACAAUGCUCUAAACUUCGCUUCAGAAUCACACCAAUAAACUUGAAUGGCUAUUAGAGGAAGUGCCUUUUUCGGUCAGAGGAGUGUGUACAUGUAUAAAGGAAUAUUUGGAUGUAUAUAAUGAUGUAAAUAAAUAUAUUUAUAUGUACGUUUUCUUAAUGAAAAGCCAAAGCUUCUAGAUGUAGAAGAGUCUUUGAGAGUCAUUUCCAACGGGCCUUUUCUUCGCUUAGUGGAAGAGAAACACUGAUAUGUUUCCUAUUACAUACUUCACCGGCAGCAGUUCCGGGGCCACCACCGGCUGUCAGCAGGUACCACUCUGGGCAGUGCCAGGCCAGGCAGUGCCUCACUCACUUCACUUGGGCUUCUUGGCCCUCCCGUUGGUGCCUCUCUUGACGUCAUGGUAAAUACUGCCAUCCAGGUCAGUAUCUCACCUCAACUCCUAAAUUACAGCAUGGCUGAAGCCACUGUGUUAGGAGGCAGUUUUGUCUUGUCUAGGGUGCUCCUAUACUGAUUAUAUAUGAAUAUUAUAGAUCCAGAUGAGCAAACACUGUUGACUUUAGGUAAUUGCCACUAGCUUAGCCGGCCCCCGGGACUAGCUUCUGCCACCAUCUCUUCUCCAACUUGUGAGCUGUGAUACGUUGAAUAGAUAAUCAGUGUAAAAAAUGACAAUAAAAUGAUUUAAUGGAAAAA
This is a messenger RNA of Homarus americanus (American lobster), 5713 nucleotides long. RefSeq names its product latrophilin Cirl-like. The record is from RefSeq and is a predicted model, not a curated record. Gene Ontology annotation, biological process: cell surface receptor signaling pathway; adenylate cyclase-activating G protein-coupled receptor signaling pathway. Bases 343 to 4491 code for a protein of 1382 amino acids. Gene Ontology annotation, cellular component: membrane. Gene Ontology annotation, molecular function: G protein-coupled receptor activity; carbohydrate binding. NCBI's taxonomy places the organism in Eukaryota, Metazoa, Arthropoda, Malacostraca, Decapoda, Nephropidae. The transcript has 11 exons.